UCAUGGGUUCUGUUGAUCAGACAUAAUUUACAUUCAUUAAGAGACGCCACUUCUCAAAAAAGCGUAAAUAAGAAUCUAAACCACGAAAUUACACAUAUAUUACAUCUGAUGCCAAAAAAUUGUUUCUCUAGCUCUUUCUAUUUCAAAGCUACAAAAUCCAUGAUGUAAACAAUACCAAAUAAAUUUUUAUUUAGGCUGCUAACAAGGCUGGAAUCAAGUAUUCUUCUGCCAAAACUAUAUUAUUUGCACACCGUAAAUAAUACAAAUAAGAAUUGAUUAGAGAUAAAUUGGCUGCAGUAAAAUAUUCUUCGAAAUAUAGAAUUCUAUACAAACUAAGUGUUGUGGAUAUAAACUUAAAUAAUCUAAUUAAUCAGAUCCAAUAUAACUAAUAACCAGAGUUGGCAUGUGAC
Molecule: messenger RNA, 410 nt
Organism: Paramecium pentaurelia
Lineage: Eukaryota; Ciliophora; Oligohymenophorea; Peniculida; Parameciidae
Source: the annotation of a GenBank genome assembly